AUGCUUGAUCAGCAGCGCUCAACAAAGAGGAAGAACCAGAAGCUGCCGCACAUCGCUCCCACACAAAACCUAAAGAAAUCUAAUCGGAUUCCUAAGCCUCCUCCUCGACCACCCCCAUAUCCUAUCCUUACAGAGCUCGACACCAGGAAGCGGAAACGUAUCACAGAGAAUCAAGAUCCUAAACACUCAAACAAGAGAGAGUGCAUCAUCAUCAGAGAUGAGGAUUUAGCAACACCAGUUCCUAAACAUUCAAACAAGAGAGAGUGCAUCAUCAUCGUAGAUGAGGAUUUAGCCCAACCAGUACCUGAACCAAAAAUUCACUUCGACCCUGCCCUGGGCUCUACCCCAGGCACGGCCAUUGACCUUUGUCAAUCUGAUGAAGAACCGAAAAGAAAGACCAGGGUUAAAGAAACGAAAGUGAAGUCGCGGGAUGGUAAGCUGCAAGCCUGGGUUGAAGAGGUUCCAGAUGAGAGUUUGUUCUGCGCGCCCUAA
Molecule: messenger RNA, 492 nt
Organism: Endocarpon pusillum Z07020
Lineage: Eukaryota; Fungi; Ascomycota; Eurotiomycetes; Verrucariales; Verrucariaceae
Exons: 2
Coding region: 1-492 (163 amino acids)
Source: RefSeq, a predicted model, not a curated record